AUGCAGCAGCUGCUCAGCUGCGCACGCUCCAAAUCCACCUCCUCUUCGGCCGCAUCGAACAGCUGUCGUCCGGCAACGGCGGUAACUUCCUCAGCCACAGCUGGUGGUGGUGGUGCUGUUGUUCUUGCUGCCACGCCCCAUACACUGGUGGGCAGCACGGGCGGCACACUGGUCAGUGGCGCCAUUGUCACACCCCAGCCGAAUGGUAUCUGCCGGAUACAGCGGCUGACCAAGGAGCGCGAGGAGUUGCCCGAUCGCAUUAAUUAUGAUCGACGUGGCUUGACUGCCAUACCCAUAUUCGAGCAGGAGCCCAAUCUACGGCUGCUCUCGCUGCAACACAAUCUCAUAAACACCUUUCACAUACCCAAGGAGCUGCCAAUGCCGCCAGCGCCUCCGCAGCCAACGCCUCGAGAUUGCAAUAUCAGCAAUAACAAUGGGAGCAGUAAGACCACAACGGAGCCUCGUCCUCCAGCGCUGCGUGGCCAUCCUGUUGGGCAAACGCACUCCCGUCUGACGCGUGCCAUGACCAAUGUGUGCAAUAAUAAUAAUCACAAUAUGAGCCACAACCAUCAGCACCGCGUUUCGUCCAACUCUGGCAGUCCCUGCUCCGGGAGUCCACUGACCACCCAAGCGCUGGCCAUUAACUCCGGCGGCGGCGGUAAUCGUUCUAAGCUGGCCAAGCGGGGAUUCAACUAUGCCCAGGCACAACUAACACCGCCACCUGCUCUGCGACUGCGUUAUGGCUUGGAGAAGUCAAAGAGCUUCGUCUCGAACAGUCUGCAGGCCAUGAAGCAUCACCAUCAGUUAAUGCAGCGCCGGCAGUUGUUGAAGGCCAACUUUGCCGGGGGUCUGCUGGCGGGCAGUCAGCAUCUGCAGAGCUGCGAUGAAAGCAGCGUGCUCAACAGCAGCAAUCUCUCGCUGUGCGGCGUUGGCGAGGAGGAGGAGCCCAGCAGUGCCUCGAAUGCAGCCCAGCAAUUGGAGCAGCUGAGCAUCAAGAAUAAACAGUUAAGUCUGAGUGCCUGCUACGGCAUCAUCUUCCAUCAACUCGUCUUUCUCGAUCUUUACGACAACCAGAUCGAACGCAUUGCCAAUUUAGAUGGGCUGCCAGUUCUAUCGGUGCUGCUGCUAGGCAAGAAUCGCAUCACGGACAUUGGUGGCUUGAGUUCGUUGAAGACAACGCUGCGCGUCCUCGAUCUGCAUGGCAACAAGCUGACCAGUCUGGGCAGUCGCAUUAACUGCCUGCAGCAGCUGAAAUCCCUCAAUCUAGCUGGGAAUCAAAUACGCCAGAUUAAUCAGCAGGAUUUUCACGGCAUGCGCUGUUUGCGGGAACUGAAUCUAAAGCGGAAUCGUCUGAGGCGAAUCAAUGGCUUUCAGCAUCUGGUGGCGUUGGAGCGUCUCUGGCUGUGCCACAAUGAGCUGCACAAGGUGGAUGACAUGGCGAGCAUUGCGCGCGCUGCUCGCCUCCUCGAGGUGACCAUUGAGAAUAACCCCGUCUCCCUGGCUGGGGACUGUGUAUCGUUUCUAGUCUCACACUUGCCACUGCUGCAGUCGCUCAGCCAAAUGCCCAUUACGGAGCAAGUGCGUCGCGCUGCGUUGGCCUGGCGACAGCACAAGGAACAGGCGCAGGCGACGCACAGCAGCUCGGAUGCCUAUCAUCAUAGUCGGCGGGAGGAGGUCAUCUCGAAUGCGCGCACCAACUGGGAACUGUUGCGCUCCCAGCAAACUCUGGGCAGGCCCAAGGGUAAGCUAACAAGCGAGCUGGCCAAGAUUAACGAAUCCAACGAGGCGGCUGUCGCGGAGGAGCCAGAGCUGAAGAUGGAGCAACAGCUGCCACAGCAUCAGCAGCCACAACCCAGGGAUGAGAUGGCCGAGCUGCAGGCACUGUUCAAACUACCACUGAUUGCACAAAAGCCACUCGCCGAGGAUGAUGUUUCCUCGGAAGCAUCGAGUCUUGGUCCCAAUGUGGAUUCCUGCUCCAGCUGCUACAGCACGGAUAACGAGGAGAUUAGCAAGCAGCAGCAGCAGCAAAAGUUAGCAACACUACAAGUCGAUGAGAAUUGCAAUAAGCUGCCAGCGGCAACUGCUCCGCCUCCAACUGCGCCCGAACUCGCCACAUCCAAUUCAUCUUCACCGCCGGCGUUGACACUGACUCCCCCCGCAGCUGGAACACCUGUGCCGGCUGCUACACCCACGCCACCGCCCACGACACUAACGCUGCCACUGCCCGCCUCCAUUACAGCGAGCAGCACUCGUCCAGGCAGCAGCAGCAGCUGCAGCAACAAACAACGUCUGCGCCAAACACCCAUCACCCAGCUGGGCUUGCAGGUAAAUCGUGGCGGUGGUGGUAAUCAGCCCGGCUGUAAGCGUUAUAUGACGGGCAGCCUGGUGCGCUCCCAAACAAUCAGCAGCAGCACAAGCGCCAGCAAUAGCAGCAGCUCCAACAGCGGCGGACGCGCCAAGCAAAUCUCCAACAGCAACAGCAACAAUAACAACCAGUCGAGUGCCAAUGUGGUCUCACUGCCACAGGGCAAGCAAGCAGCUAGCCAAUCCUCACCAGCAACAGCUGCUGCUGCUGUUGCCACUGCCACGCCCACCACAGCCAUCACCGUGUCCAAGCCGAGUGCCGCGGAACGUGAACGGGAACAAGGCGGAGAUUACCUGAUUGAGAUCUGUGGUAGAUAUCUCAAUAUUUAUGGACAGGGUGCAUUGCGCUUCAUUGACAAGCAAUGGAAUCCGGCCAAGGCCAAUGAUGUGCACACUCUGAACUUUAGCUACAUCAACUUCAAUAGCAUUGUCUGCAUGCUGGGCAGGAUUAAGAUCAGGUUUCCGCAUGCCGAGCAUUUUGUGUUCCGCGAGACGAAUAUCAGUUCGCUGGGACAGCUGAAUGCUUUGGCGGAGUUGCAGGGAUUGAGUUCGCUGCUCAUCGAUGCCGAGGGCAAUGCCAUAACUGGCAAGCAUUCGUGGCGCGCUUAUGCCAUCUAUAGGCUAUCCCACUGGGGACUUAAGCAGCUCAACGGGCAGGAGGUGAGCGAAGCAGAAAUGGAGGCAGCAAAUUCCUUAUAUUCCGGCUUAUCUAAUCUGGUGUUGUGGUCCAUGCCGGAUGGCAUGCUGCAGCCGUUGCUAGCGCGUCUGCGUCUCGACGAGACCUGUACGGCCAGCAAGCUGUCACCUAAGGAGUGGCUCCUCCGGGCCGAGAACAAAUCUCUACGCCUCGUCGUGGGCAAGGAGGCGCUGCAGUGGAAGAAGACAACGGCGACGACGACGACGACAACGUUGAGUAACGCAGAGUGUGGAACAACAGCAAUGGCGCCCAGUGCCAGAGAUCGUGGCAGGCAACACUUUGCCCUGCUGCUUGAAAACACAUGCAGCGCUGUGGAGAAGCUGCACAAAUUGGAGACGCUGUGGCCAAGCAUGCUGCUGGACAUUGUGCGCAACACGCUGCUCGACUAUGCCCAACUGGAUGUCUAUCUGCGCAAUCUGAUGUCCGAGCUGAUGAAGUGA
This is a messenger RNA of Drosophila grimshawi, 3501 nucleotides long. RefSeq names its product leucine-rich repeat-containing protein 49. The record is from RefSeq and is a predicted model, not a curated record. The transcript has 3 exons. The coding region runs from base 1 to 3501 and encodes 1166 amino acids. Gene Ontology annotation, molecular function: protein binding. NCBI's taxonomy places the organism in Eukaryota, Metazoa, Arthropoda, Insecta, Diptera, Drosophilidae.